AUGACUGACGUAAUCACGGAAAGCCCUGACCUGAAGCAGGAGCUCGGUUCUCCCGGCCAGAAGCGCAAGCGAAGUGCCGGAGAACAGAGUCCGGAUGACCGUCGCGCUAAGCGUGGGGCGGCUCCCGCUGCCACUAUGGUUCCUACAGAUUCUGCCCUCGGCUUUCUCGAGGCUGCUGCCAACGACGCUGCCUCCGCUGGAGUAGGCGUCGAUCUAAGCGCCCUCCAGCAAGCCAACGAAGCAGCCAACCAUAGUGAGGCGAUCCAUCAGCCCGUUGUUACCGAUGCGACGAGUGCCUCUAGCACUGCGGCCGCCGCCCUCGGUUCCAUGUACCCCACGAUGCACGUACCGGCCACGACCGAGCAACAGUUUGCCCAGGCCGCGGUGGACGGAACGAACCCUGUGGAUGGUGUCUUUGCUGAUGUCGGCCAUGUCCCCCAUGACCCGAGCGCCUCCCCGCCGUAUCUCUUCCCCCGGCGCCUCCCCCCGCCUGUCCAGGCCGCGCAACCCGUCCAGCACCCCCACCAUACCCAGGCCCAACAGAUUCCGCACGGGCAACGCGCAGACUAUCAAUACCGCAAGCCUGCCGUUGGUACUGAGGAGUGGCACAAGUUGCGAAAGGAUAACCACAAGGAAGUUGAACGGCGCCGUCGCGAAACAAUCAAUGAGGGAAUCAAUGAGCUCGCCAAAAUUGUUCCUGGCUGCGAAAAGAACAAGGGCGCGAUUCUGGCCAAGGCUGUCCAGUUCAUCCAGACUCUCAAGGCCAACGAGACGUCCAACAUUGAAAAGUGGACGUUGGAGAAGCUUCUCACAGAACAGGCCAUUGGCGAACUGAGCGUUUCUAACGAGAAGCUCAAGGCGGAGUGUGCCGGUCUUUAUGAGCGAAUCGAAACCUACAAGCGGUACUUUGCGGAACAGGGCAUCGAUGAUCCCACGACCAAAGUCGAACAAGCCCACGGGGCCGAGACUACCGCGAACGACUCAUAG
This is a messenger RNA of Parascedosporium putredinis, 987 nucleotides long. Lineage: Eukaryota; Fungi; Ascomycota; Sordariomycetes; Microascales; Microascaceae. The record is from the annotation of a GenBank genome assembly.